This is a messenger RNA of Ixodes scapularis (black-legged tick), 1689 nucleotides long. RefSeq names its product G-patch domain and KOW motifs-containing protein. NCBI's taxonomy places the organism in Eukaryota, Metazoa, Arthropoda, Arachnida, Ixodida, Ixodidae. Gene Ontology annotation, biological process: mRNA splicing, via spliceosome. Gene Ontology annotation, cellular component: spliceosomal complex. Gene Ontology annotation, molecular function: nucleic acid binding. The record is from RefSeq and is a predicted model, not a curated record. The coding region runs from base 36 to 1472 and encodes 478 amino acids. The transcript is spliced from 10 exons.
GAGAAUGCGCAACGCCAUCGCGCAGUUUCACAAAAAUGGCAGCCCUUGUCUCCUCGGAGAAAGCUGGUCUCAGCUUUAAAUUCACCAAAACAGUCGAAAGUAAGAAAUUAUUGGAGAAUGACAAAACCACAGGAAAUCCCGAGGAGACUGCAGAGAAAGACUACGUCCUUUCUGUGGAUGGGAGCGUCGUUAAAAGCACACUUCCCAAAGCCGAAAAGAAGCAGCUGGUUAUUCCCCUGAUCAAGAACAACAUAUGGAGAGUUCCGAAGGCACAAAAACAAGAGGAAAAGAAUUCGACCGAGUCACCAAAGCUGCCCGAAAACGCGGCGGAUCUCACCUUGGAGCAACAGGCGAUCAAGGAAAUCAUAGCAGACUCGACCGGCCAGACAACACAGAGUUCUGCCACCGGAGACGGCGAGGAGUUGAACAUCCCACUGCUGGUCCAGAACAAAGUUCCCGAGGGGUUCGAGACGGACGAGAAGGUGGACGUGUCCCUGCGCGCCGAGGAGCCCAGCCAGGAGGACUACGAGAGCGUGCCCAUCGAGGAGUACGGCCUGGCCAUGCUCAGGGGCAUGGGCUGGCACCCUGGGAAGCCGAUUGGUGCCCGGUGUACGGAGGUGGCUAAGCCCAUCGAGGCAGUGCUGAGACCCAGGGGUCUGGGACUUGGAGCAGAGAGCAAGCUGAGCAAGCCUCCCCCCCUGGUGGCCAAGGAGGAAGGAGACCUGGUCCUCCGGAGAGGUGCCUACGUUCGGAUUGAGCAGGGCCAGUACAAGGGCAUGUAUGGACAGGUUGAAGGACUGGAUGACGACAACGGCCGUGUCAUCGUGAAGCUCGCUCUCGGCGGAAGUGCGGCCACGGUCAACGAAUCAUUCAUCACAUUAGUCAGCAAAAAGGAGUAUGCAAGGGAUGGCAAGUUGCUGAACAAAAGCAAGUAUGACGAAUACAAGCGCAAGCACGAGCCACAAGAGGAAGAGGUUCAGGAGAGGAGCGACAGAGACUCUUCCAGAAAGAAACAGAAGCUUGUCGAAAACGGCCGAGAGUCAUCAAGAUCGAGCAAAGACUCAAGCAAGAGACGAGAACGAUCCAGGUCGCCCAAGCCGAAAGAACAGUUCUGGUUACGACCACAAAUUAGGGUGCGGUUUGUAGACAAGCGGUAUCAAAACGGAAGAUACUACAACACAAAGAUGACCAUCGAGGAUGUGACCUCAAAAACAACCUGCAUGUGCAACACGGAAGACGGAAAGAUUCUCGAAGACAUCAAGGCGUCGAUGCUGGAGACAGUUAUCCCGAGAAAAACACCGAGCUAUGUUCUUGUGCUGCUGGGAAGUCGCUGUGGCCAGGUCGGCCUCGUGCUGAAGCGGGAUAGGGACCGGUGUUGUGCAACCGUUCAGAUGCUCUACGAUAAGGAGGUCCUGAAUUUCGACUACGACAGCAUAUCGGAGUAUGUCGGGGAUACUUCGUACCACGACUGAACAUGCUUCCACUGCCCUCUGAAAAAGACAUUUUGUACAUAGAUCCGCUCGCAUUUCUGGUGUUCGGGUAAUAAAAGAAAAGCACCUGUGUAACACGUCAAGAACGAUUAUCACCAUCUGAAACUUGGCAACAAUAUGCCUGCUGCAUCAAGUCGCCACGACUGUGAACAAGGAAGAAAAUGGAACCGAUCUCCAAUAAAUGAAAAGUCAACAUUGA